GAGAGCUCCAGAAGCGCAGGUUUCCGGUGGUGUAAGGACGCAGGCAUGGCGCGGAAGAAAGUGAGACCCCGGCUGAUCGCGGAGCUGGCCCGCCGCGUGCGCGCCUUGCGCGAGCAGCGGAACCAGCCGCGAGACUCACAACUCUACGCCCUAGACUACGAGACUCUGACCCGGCCACACUCGGGUCGCCGGCUGCCGGUGCGCGCCUGGGCCGACGUGCGCCGUGAGAGCCGCCUCUUUCAGCUGCUCGCCCGCCUCCCAGUGUUCGGCUUGGACCGUCUGGUCACCCGCAAGUCCUGGCUGUGGCAGCACGACGAGCCGUGCUACUGGCGCCUCACGCGUGUGAGACCCGACUACACAGCACAGAACUUGGACCACGGGAGGGCCUGGGGCAUCCUGACCUUCAAAGGGAAGACUGAGGACACGGCUCGGGAAAUUGAGCACGUCAUGUACCACGACUGGCGGUUGGUACCCAAGCACGAAGAGGAGGCCUUCACCGCGUUCACUGAAAAACCAGAGGACGGAUUGAACGCUGUCCCCUACCCACCUCUGCUGCGGGCCAUGAUCAUCGCUGAACGACAGAAAAACGGGGAUACCAGCGUCCAGGAGCCACUCCUGAACCUAGAGAGAACUCGGGUACAUCCUUGGGACUAUCCUGCAAAACAGGAGACCAAAGGGAAGGCCAAGGGCACCCCAGUCUAACUGCCAGGACGGCAGAGAGGCCAUGUGUAUCAUUUGAUGGAUAAGUGUCUUAGACUGUGUCAAACCUCCCCUUUGCAGGAGAGUUAGACCCUACAGCCCUGACACACCUGCAGGUGACAGGUUGUCAUUUUCAGGUGGCCUUUUGCUCAUACCUCCGUCUGGAAAUAAACGCACGAAGUGG
Molecule: messenger RNA, 883 nt
Organism: Phodopus roborovskii (desert hamster)
Lineage: Eukaryota; Metazoa; Chordata; Mammalia; Rodentia; Cricetidae
Gene: Mrps34
Product: mitochondrial ribosomal protein S34
Exons: 3
Coding region: 46-702 (218 amino acids)
Biological process (GO): mitochondrial translation
Cellular component (GO): mitochondrial small ribosomal subunit; mitochondrion
Molecular function (GO): structural constituent of ribosome
Source: RefSeq, a predicted model, not a curated record